Messenger RNA from Trichogramma pretiosum, 1750 nucleotides. RefSeq names its product WD repeat-containing protein 37 (gene Wdr37). Bases 204 to 1733 code for a protein of 509 amino acids. The transcript is spliced from 6 exons. NCBI's taxonomy places the organism in Eukaryota, Metazoa, Arthropoda, Insecta, Hymenoptera, Trichogrammatidae. The record is from RefSeq and is a predicted model, not a curated record. Gene Ontology annotation, molecular function: protein binding. Gene Ontology annotation, cellular component: preribosome, large subunit precursor.
UGGAACCAUCAUAAGUUUUUGUUAUUCACUACAAUAUUCUAUUUUUUACUACUUUCGUUUCUAAUUUUUUGAAAGUUUACAGAUGAUUUAAAUGACUUUCAGUCAAUUAUUAUCGUGAAGAUAUUAACUUAAUUUGUAACAGAUUAAGAAGUUUUUAAUUUUUAGGAUAAUUAAAUAUUGCAAUAAAUAACGCUAUAUUCACAAUGCCUGGAGAACCCCCAGCCUCUGGAGGAUUCAAAUCUAGUGGUAAGACCAAAAGAAUAUCAAUUCCUCGAGCUCAAAGUGGAACUGAUACUGAACAACAAUCUCAUCAAGGUUCACAUCCACAAACAACUUCCCAUCACUAUGUCAGCUUCCGCACAGAUGUAGAAGAUACUUCUAUUCCUCCUGCUGUUCGAGCAAGAUUAACAGAUCUAUUUCAACAAAUUGAAAAAGAAUUUGAAAUUGUGUGCACUGAAAACGCCAGUUUACACGAGAAAAUAGAAACAUUAAAUGAGAGAAUUGAAAGAGAUUGUUAUGGAUCUGGAGAACGAAGUCUGCCUCAAGUUGAUUUUCAAGUAGAUUUUACUGAUAAUAAAAACCUGUCCAAACAAAAAUCAAUUGCUGGUAGCUCUGCAUACAGAGUAAAAGCUUCCCAGAAAUUGAAAGCUCAAACAAGUAAAAUUGUUUCGAGUUUUAAAAAUAUUUCUAUGAAUUGUAAUAUGCUAAAAGAGUACAGAGGCCAUAGAGAUGGUAUAUGGGAAGUAUCAGUUGGUAGAUCAGGUCAACCAAUUGUUGGCACUGCUUCUGCUGAUCAUACAGCUAGGGUAUGGGCAAUGGAUAGCUGUCGCUGCUUGCUUCAAUAUACAGGACAUAAUGGUUCAGUAAAUUCAAUAAGAUUUCACCCUACAAUAGAUUUGGCACUGACUGCAAGUGGUGAUUGUACAGCUCAUGUGUGGCAAGCUGCCGUUAAUUGGGAAUCACAAAAAAGAUCAUCUUUGGAAGAUGUUGCUAGUUCUGGAGGUGAAAGAGGAACUACUGGAAAUAUUGGAGACAGUGGGAUGGUUGAAGAUGAUUCGGUACCUACACUAAGAACUCCUAUAAAAGAACUAAUUGGCCAUACUGGUGUUGUAAUAGCAGCAGAUUGGCUUUAUGGAGCUGAACAAAUUGUCACUGCUUCAUGGGAUAGAACAGCUAAUCUUUAUGAUGCAGAGUCAGGAGAAAUAAUUCAUACUCUUUGUGGUCAUGAUCAAGAAUUAACUCAUGUAGCAACACAUUAUGCCCAACGUCUGUGUGUAACAUCUAGUCGAGAUAGUACAUUUAGGUUGUGGGAUUUCAGAGAAUCAAAUCAUUCAGUAUCUGUUUUUCAAGGACACACAGAAGCUGUAACAGCUGCAGUGUUCACCAAAGAAGAUAAAAUAGUAUCAGCUUCAGAUGAUAGAAGUGUUAAAGUUUGGGAGUUACGCAACAUACGAAGUCCAUUAGCAACUAUACGAGGGGAUAGCUCAGUUAACAGAUUAGCUGUGUCAAGCACUGGUAUUGUAGCUAUACCACAUGACAAUAGACAAAUUCGAUUAUUUGAUUUAAGUGGGCAGAGAAUGGCAAGACUACCAAGAACUAACAGACAGGGUCAUAGGCGCAUGGUAUGCUCAGUAGCUUGGGCUGAAGAAAAUAGCAGCUCUUGCAAUUUAUUUACUUGUGGUUUUGAUAGAUUGGUGUUGGGUUGGAGUGUUUUACCAAUUAAAGAUGCUUGAGAAUCAAUCCGUGACCA